AUGUCGGGUUUACCUAAGACUCAAGUUUUGGUCGAGGAGGGUGGUAAUCAGUGUAGAAAACGUUCUCAAGUCAAUAACGAACAGUGCAGCAAGAAACCCAAAUUGAACGAAAUGAAUGUCAACGAGAAGAAAUCGAACUUCUCCUUGUUAACUCCUAACUCUAAUGGUGCGAUUAAGAUGACAUCGGCCAUGAACAAGCCGGGGGCAACAACAAAGAAACUAGUUAUAAAAAACUUUAAAAGUAAACCGAACCUUCCAGAAAAUUAUCAAGAGACGACAUGGAGCAAACUAAGAGAAGCCGUUAUCGCCAUCCAAACAUCAAAAGCAAUAGCUUACUCCUUAGAAGAGCUUUAUCAAGCAGUUGAGAAUAUGUGUAGUCAUAAGAUGGCAUCACAAUUAUAUGUCAACCUUACAAAUUUAGUUGAAGCACAUGUGAAGGCCAAUAUUGAACAGUUCCUUUCUGAAAGCAUGGAUCGUCAGGUAUUUUUAAAGAGGAUGGAUGACUGCUGGCGCGCCCACUGCCGCCAGAUGAUUAUGAUUCGCAGUAUAUUCCUCUAUCUUGACAGAACUUAUGUAUUGCAAAAUCCUAGUAUACACUCUAUAUGGGACAUGGGUCUAGACUUGUUCCGGCACCAUAUAGCAAUGAAUACGUUGGUGCAAACCCGCACUGUCGAUGGGCUGCUAUUAUUAAUCGAGCGGGAGCGCGGCGGUGACGCCGUCGACAUAUCACUGCUCAAAAGUCUGUUACGCAUGUUAUCAGAUCUACAGAUAUAUCAAGAUGCCUUUGAACACAAAUUCCUACAAGCAACUGAGCGGUUAUAUGCAGCUGAGGGACAGCGACUGAUGCGAGAAUUGUCAGUGGCGCAGUACCUCGCCCACGUAGAGAAGAGACUUCGCGAAGAGAAUGAGAGAUUACUGCAUUAUCUUGAUCCAUCAACCAAAUGGCAACUGAUCCACACAAUCGAGCGGCAGUUGCUUAGUGAACAUUUGACUGGUAUUUUGACCAAAGGUCUGGAAGCAUUGAUGGAUGGACCACGGUUGGCCGAUCUCACCACGUUGUACAACCUAUUUAGUAAAGUCAAAGAUGGCCUUAAUGAACUGUGCAAUCAUUUCAAUGCUUAUAUAAAGAAAAAAGGACGGACGAUAGUUAUAGAGCCGGAACGCGACAAAACAAUGGUUGCUGAGCUUCUCGAAUUUAAGGAACAGUUGGAUCAUGUUGUGAGCACUUGCUUCCAAAAAAAUCCAAAGUUCGUGUACUCAAUGCGAGAGGCCUUUGAGUACUUUAUCAACCAGCGGCAGAACAAACCUGCUGAAUUAAUUGCCAAAUUUGUGGACCUUAAACUACGGGCUGGCAACAAAGAAGCGACAGAAGAGGAGCUUGAGAGGCUGCUGGACAAAAUUAUGGUUCUGUUCCGUUUCAUCCAUGGUAAAGAUGUGUUUGAAGCAUUCUACAAAAAGGAUCUGGCCAAGAGACUGCUAGUAGGAAAGUCUGCUUCGGUAGAUGCCGAGAAGUCCAUGCUCAGUAAACUGAAGCAAGAGUGCGGAGGUGGAUUCACAUGUAAAUUAGAAGGAAUGUUUAAAGAUAUGGAGCUUUCUAAAGAUAUAAAUAUUACUUAUAAACAGCACUUAGCAGCAAGCCAAGAAGGUGGAAGUCUAGAAUUAUCAGUGUAUAUCCUUACCAUGGGCUUCUGGCCAACAUACCCGGUGGCUGAGGUCCGGCUUCCAGCAGAACUGACUCGCCACCAGGACCAUUUCGCAAAGUUCUACUUGGCGAAACACUCAGGCCGUAAGCUGCAGUGGCAAGCAACACUGGGACACUGUGUCCUCAGAGCUCAUUUUGCACAGGGUAAUAAAGAAUUACAGGUAUCACUAUUCCAAGCUCUCGUUUUACUUCUUUUCAAUGAUGGCGAUAAUCUAUCUUUUGAAGAAAUCAAAGCGGCGACGAAUAUAGAGGAGGGCGAGCUGCGGCGCACGCUGCAGUCGCUGGCGUGCGGCAAGGCGCGCGUGCUCAGCAAGGCGCCGCGUGGCCGCGAGGUGCACGACGCCGACCACUUCGCCUUCGCCGCCGACUUCACCAACAAGCUCUUCCGCAUCAAGAUCAACCAGAUACAGAUGAAGGAGACCAGCGAGGAGCAGAAGGCGACGGAAGAGCGCGUGUUCCAGGACCGCCAGUACCAGAUCGACGCGGCCAUCGUGCGCGUCAUGAAGAUGCGCAAGGCGCUCUCACACAACCUGCUCAUCUCCGAACUGUACAACCAGCUCAAAUUCCCCGUCAAGCCUGCCGAUCUCAAGAAGCGUAUAGAGUCGCUAAUCGACAGAGACUACAUGGAGCGUGACAAAGAUAACCCGAACCAAUAUAACUACGUAGCGUAA
Messenger RNA from Parnassius mnemosyne (clouded apollo), 2373 nucleotides. The record is from the annotation of a GenBank genome assembly. Lineage: Eukaryota; Metazoa; Arthropoda; Insecta; Lepidoptera; Papilionidae.